AUGCGUUUCUCUAUCGCCCUCGCUUUGCCUCUGGCCCUUUCCGUGGCCGCCCUCAAGGUCACCGAGCCUGCCAAGGGUGCUGAGCUUGAUGUCUCCAAGUCUUUCACUAUCAAGUGGGACAGCGUCGACACCGAUGCCGACUCUGUCAACAUCAUCCUUGUCAACAACAACAUCUACCCCAACGUUGAGGAGAAGAUCGCCUCCGACAUUGACACCUCCAAGGGCACCUACACUGCCUCUGGUCUCAAGGACGUCGCCAAGGGUUCCGGCUUCCAGGUCAACCUGAUGUCCACCUCCGAGAAGAACACCGGCAUCCUCGCCCAGUCCCAGCAAUUCAACGUGACCGAGCCCGCUGAGAGCUCCUCAUCUGCUACUUCUACUGGUACAUCAUCCACUGUUUCUUCUUCUUCUGCUUCUUCUACCUCUGGCGUCUCCACUGGUUCUUCCACUGCUGGUUCCUCCACCACUGGAUCCACCACCGAGACUUCCACUACCGGUACUUUUUCCCCUAGCACAACCGAAUCCCUUGGAACCCAUUCUGGAACCCAUUCCGCAUCCCAUUCUGGAUCCCAUGGAACCUCAAGCGCAUCCCCAAGCGCAUCUUCAAAGCCCCAUACUGAUUCAUCUUCCACAGUCACCAGCGUCGCCACUCUGACCGGUACCGCCGGUACCGCCACCGGCACCACCACCGGUACCUUCACCAAGACCGGUCUUGCUACCAGCGCCUCUGCCUCUGGCUCUGCUAGCGGCUCUUCCACUGCUGCCCCCACUCCCUCCACCGGUGCUGCCAUGUCCCUGGUUGCUCAGCCUAUGGCUCUCGCCGGUGCCGUUGUCGGUGCUCUCGCUUUCCUGUAA
Molecule: messenger RNA, 855 nt
Organism: Penicillium salamii
Lineage: Eukaryota; Fungi; Ascomycota; Eurotiomycetes; Eurotiales; Aspergillaceae
Source: the annotation of a GenBank genome assembly